AUGGAGCUGUACGUGCUGCUCCCGUGGUUGAGCGUUGUGUUUUUAGAACUUACAAGUGGCGUCGCACAUGUGGAAGCCUACGUGACACAAAGCAAAAGUGCCCUCAAGAAGAAGUACAGGCCAAUUUACCACAUAUCGUCUCCAAAAGGAUGGGUCAGUGACCCCACCGGCUUCACGUUUUUCAAGAGGCAAUAUCACAUGUUCUUUCAGUAUCACCCGUAUGCUGGCUCAUGGGGACACAUUAAUUGGGGGCAUGCUGUGAGUAUGAACCUAGUAGAUUGGACUCAUUUCCCACCGGCGAUUACACCAAAUGAGUAUUACGAAAUGCACGGUUGCCAGUCCGGAACUGCCCUGGUGAAUAAUAACUAUCUUACACUUUUCUACACGGGUACUGUUUUAGCAGAUAACGAAACGUUCCAGACACAAAAUUUGGCGCUGAGUUCUGAUGGAGUUGUAUUCCAAAAAUACAUUUAUAACCCCAUAAUAAGGGAAGCACCGCAUGGAGUCGGGGAAUUUCGUAACCCCAGAGUUUGGAGGUUCCGUAAUACUUGGUACAUGAUGAUAGGAACAACUUCGAGAGAAAGGAAUGGAAAGUUAAUACUUUAUACAUCAGGUGAUAUGUUUAAUUGGAAGUUGGAUGGUACCAUAGCGGAGUCAAUGGGAGAUAUGGGAUACAUGUGGGAAAACCCAGAUAUGUUUGAAAUGGACGGACAGCACAUUUUGAUUUUUUCCGCUCGAGGUAUUAAAAGCGAAGGUUACAGAUUCAGGAAUCUGUACCAAACUGGCUACGUGAUUGGGCAUUUUGACUACGUGCUUGGUCAGUUCGAAGAUUUGGAAAUAUCAACUGCAACAUUCGUCGAGUUGGAUUAUGGUCAUGAUUUCUAUGCAGCGAAGACCAUGCUCUGUAAAGAUGGAAGAAGGCUGUUAAUUGCGUGGCUAGGUAUGUGGGAGAGUGAUUUUAUUGAAUCUAAAGACGGAUGGGCAAGCAUGUUGACCAUGGUAAGGGAACUGCGUCUAUCAGAUUCUGGUCGCCUUACGAUGACGCCGGUUCGAGAGAUAGUGGAUCUUCGAGCGGAAAUCUUGGAAGACUCAUGGUACAGACCCGGAGAAAUGUUUUACGCAGGGACUAAAUCAUUCGAGUUGAUUGUUAAUUCGAGUGCUAUAGUAUCUUUUGUCGGUUUAGCUUUGGAAUGGGGGGCAGAACACAGGUACACGAUAGGAUAUCACGCGGACCAUGGUCACGUUAGCGUGGACCGUGGUGGUACAGAUGGUGUCAGAAUAGCCGAAUGGUCACCCACUGGCUUUGUACACUGGCGAAUAUUCGUUGAUGGUAGUUCCGUAGAAGUGUUCUGCGGUGAGGGCGAAGUGGUAUUUUCAAGUCGCAUCUACCCCAAAAAACAAAUACGAGUCAGAGUAACUGGUGACACACAGCUUCAUAUAAUUCAGUACAGACUUCGCCGCAGCAUCGGACACAAUAAUAAAAAAACGAAGCAACGAAACAAGAAAAGGACGAAAUUAAAAAAAUUUAAAAUCGAUGGAGAAAUUAAUGUAUAA
Messenger RNA from Parnassius apollo (apollo), 1554 nucleotides. The record is from the annotation of a GenBank genome assembly. Lineage: Eukaryota; Metazoa; Arthropoda; Insecta; Lepidoptera; Papilionidae.